AUGGAAGUUUCAAAACCCGACGCGCCAACGGCAGAUUCUAACCUCGAAGCUCUGGGUUAUACAGCUGAACUGUCCCGCAACCGAUCGACAUGGCAGGUCGUGUUCAUGUGCUUCAUCCUUGCCUCCGUGCCAUAUGGUCUGUCCACCACCAUGUCAUACGCCUUGAUAGGUGGCGGUUCGGCCAAUAUGAUCUGGGGCUGGAUUGUUGUUUCUCUGAUCAUGCUGUGUGUAGGCGUUUCUCUAGCUGAAAUCACCUCGGUAUAUCCUACUGCUGGUGGUGUCUAUUACCAAACUUUUGCCCUCUCGCCCUCCUGGUGCCGCCGCUCCACUGCUUGGGUGUGUGGUUGGUCUUUUGUCGCGGGUAAUAUCACCAUCACGUUGGCUGUUAACUUUGCGACCGCACUUUUCUUCAUCGAAUGUUUAAAUGUGUUCAAGGAUGCGGCUGGUAACGGCAUUGCUGCCAACCUGGAGACUUGGCAGACUUAUCUCAUUUUUGUCGCCAUCACUGUUCUCUGUCAUGCCAUUCCCACUUUCGGGAAUAGGUGGCUCACCCAUAUCGAGACCUUUGCUAUUUUCUGGACUAUCGUUGGCGUGACAGCUAUUCUGAUUACCAUCCUGGUUGUUGCCGACAACGGACGCCGAUCGGCUGAAUUUGUCUUCACCUCGUUUGAGCCUCAAUCUAACUGGCCUGAUGGAUGGUCAUUCUGUAUUGGGUUACUCCAGGCUGCAUACGGUCUUUCGGCUACUGGAAUGGUCACAUCCAUGUGCGAGGAGGUCCGUCAGCCUGCCAUCCAGGUUCCCCGCGCUAUCGUCGGUGGUGUCGCUCUCAACGCCCUGGCCGGUUUCGCGUUCCUCAUUCCUAUCGCAUUUGUGCUUCCGGAUGUUGCCAUGCUUGCAGCUCUCCCAUCUGGUCAGCCCGUGCCGACCAUUGUGUUGUCUGCGACUGGCAACUCCGCUGGUGCAUUCUGUCUCUUGAUUCCAUUGAUUGUCCUUGGACUGAUCUGUGGAAUUGGAUGUGUCACUGCUACGUCUCGAAUUACUUGGGCGUUCGCUCGUGACGGUGCCAUUCCCGGCUCUGGAUGGUGGAAGACUGUCAACAAUCGUCUACAGAUUCCUCUGAACUCAUUGCUGUUGGGUAUGGCCAUUGAGCUGCUUCUCGGCUUGAUCUACUUUGGUUCAAGCGCUGCCUUCAAUGCCUUCUCCGGUGUCGGUGUCAUUUUCCUCACCCUGAGUUAUGCCUGCCCCGUCGCCGUGUCUUUAAUUCUCCGCAAGCGCCAAGAUCUUAAGCGCGGUCCUUACAACCUUGGAGUCCUCGGCACCUUCUGCAACGUGGUUUGCAUUGCUUGGUGUCUUCUCGCUAUCCCACUAUUCUCCAUGCCCACGAGUCUUCCCGUCACCAAGGACACAAUGAACUAUGCGUGCGUUGUGUUUGUCGGUUUUGUCAUUAUCUCCGGUGUGUGGUACGCAGUAUGGGGUAAGAAGAACUACAUUGGUCCCGCACUCGAAGAAAUCGAUGGUCAACCUGAUUUACAAGCUGGUGACCACUCCGACAUCGACAUUGCCCCGAACAAGUGA
This is a messenger RNA of Penicillium antarcticum, 1575 nucleotides long. RefSeq lists its product as uncharacterized. Gene Ontology annotation, biological process: transmembrane transport. Gene Ontology annotation, cellular component: membrane. NCBI's taxonomy places the organism in Eukaryota, Fungi, Ascomycota, Eurotiomycetes, Eurotiales, Aspergillaceae. Gene Ontology annotation, molecular function: transmembrane transporter activity. Bases 1 to 1575 code for a protein of 524 amino acids. The record is from RefSeq and is a predicted model, not a curated record. The transcript has 4 exons.